UAAACAAAGGCGUAAUGUUAUAUGAUGGUAUACAAAGAAGCAGGUCAUUCGCCGGAAAGCAAGAAUAAGCUUACCGAGGCUGAACAAAGCAAUAAAGAAGCUCACUGCUCAUCACCUUCGUGUAGUAUCAGAAGUGAAGAGUUAAGUGAAGUGAGUGGUGGUAGUCCAGCAACAAAAAGCCUUCGUAAUAGCCGGCAGUUAAUG
Loa loa (African eye worm) is the source of this 204-nucleotide messenger RNA. RefSeq lists its product as hypothetical. The transcript has 2 exons. The annotation marks the transcript as partial. The record is from RefSeq and is a predicted model, not a curated record. Lineage: Eukaryota; Metazoa; Nematoda; Chromadorea; Rhabditida; Onchocercidae.